CUCCUGCGGGGCGGGCAUAGCCGGCCGGCGAGCGCAGGCGCUCUGUCUGGUGGGGAAGCGGAGAAGCAGCCGGGAGUAGGUGAAGGACAGUCGCUUGGUGUGGGAUCGUCGGACCCGCAGUCGUGACCACAGAGGCCACGGGGUGCGCGUGCGUGCUGUGCAUGCCGCGAUGAGCAGGUUCAAUGGGGACCCCCAGAUGUGCAGCCCCGGAUGGAAGAUGUGAAGGUCACACGUUCUCUCCUCCCUUUCCCGAGCCGUGGGGCUCUUGGAAGAGAGCAAGCCCACCGUCUCUGGGGAGCCUUUUCUGAUGUCCAGCCCUCCUUGCGCCUCCUUCCCUGCACCGUGGCCCCUCUGCCCUCAGCCACUCCGCAGCUUGCUGGCACUGCCUUCUCGAGGAUGAGCGCCCUGGCCGCGUCCCGUGCACAACACAGUAGUCACAGCCGUGGGAGGUCCACGGAAACCGGAACAGUAGUCUAAUCGUUAGAGAAUUCUGGUGAUCCAGGAGCCGCCUAACGAAUGCUUCCUCGCUCCCGAGUCUCGCUGGGAGCCGUCCUGCCGAGCAGUGCUCGGACGAGGUGGUGGCGGCCAAGCAGAGCUGAGAGGGUGCUUGCUGCCUGCACAGUUCCGGGCAGUGCCCGGAAAGCCCGGGGAGACUGGCAGAGGCCGGGCACGAGGCCAGCCAGGGCCGUGUCUGGGUGGAGCCCACGGAAGGGAAGGGCCCUGUGAUGCCCGGCCUGGCAGCUCUGCCCUGGGUCCAGCAGGCUUCCAGGGUGGGGGUCCCAGUCUCGGCGGGGUCCCAUCACAGGCCUGUGGACUUUCCUGACCUUCUUCCUCCCAGCCCAGCGCCACAGAGCCAGACUUCUGGGCUUGGGCAACUUUGGGGCUGGGUGGAGCCAGCUCCGGCUGCCCUGGUCCCAGGGGCCGCAGCCGGCUGCCCGCUCCCGCUCGCCUGAGGGCAGCGCUGGCCCCGCUGCUGUUCUGAGUUGACGGCUUAGCAUAAGCAAGACCUCGGUCGGCUGUUUGUGUUAAGCAGAGGCCAUCGAGCUGGUGCAUGUGGGUGUGCUGGAAUGCCACGCUCAGCCAGUGUGACCCCUCUCGGCCGGUGCUGGCGUGGCUGGGGAGACAUGACCACACUGGAGCAGCAAGCCCGGGCAGACACAAGACGCGGAGAGGAAGUGCAAAGCGCAGAGCUGACAGGUAUCUGCAGAGAGAGAAGGCCCAGCAGAGCCGAUGUUCCUGCCCCUGGCGGAGGGGUUGCAGAGGCUAGAGGCCGGCGUUGGCCUCGUGGCAGUCGGGAGGCAGAGCGUCUGAGAACCAGCCGUGGCAGCCGAGGCCCCAAGAGACACACCUACUGGCAUCUUUCUUAGACUCUGUCGCUGGGCACUUUGGUUCUGGCCCCGCAUGGCCCACCCUUCCCCACUACACCACACCGCACCCUCCUUGACCUAGUGACCAGCGCCCAGGGAUCCACACGAGCCACUGGAGCACCUCUGAGCAGGCAGGUGGGCCCUCUGGCUACCUGCUCCAAGGCCUCCCCAGAGGCAGCAGAGCAGGGAGACUCUGCUUUCAAGCUUGUGUGGCCGUGAGACACAGGGGUGAGCCCACUGCCCCAGUGGGGUUGCCGUGCUACCGAAGAGCCCGUGGCCGGAGUGGAAAACCCCCGUCUACCUGCACUGUGCGUUCUGAAGAGCAGACGGGUCUGUGCUCAGGGACUGCUGGCCCCUCCCAUGGGCACCUCCUAUUGGCAGAACUGACAAAGGGAGGGUUGUGAGGGGUGGGAGUGCUGGGCUUCUGAUGCCCGCAGUACAGAGAGCGUGGGCUGGGGAGCAUGGCCAUUGUCAUCCUGCAGGCCCGCCCAUCCCCGUGCAGGGCCAGGGUGCUGAGUCACUGGCGCUGUCCCCGUCUGUGAUGAGGCCAGGCUGGGGCGGUCAGCUCACCCAGAGCCCCCAUCCAUCUUUUGGGGCGUGAUUAUCCAUAACUGGGAGAAGAGGCUCUUAAAGACCUUAUCCCGAGAGGCAUCUGGGCCACAGGCCUCAGUUCCACCCCCUGAAGCAUGGAUUCGACGAGUGGUUUGGAUCCCCCAACUGUCACUUUGGACCUUAUGACAACAGGGCCAGGCCCAACAUCCCUGUGUACAGGGACUGGGAGAUGGUCGGCAGAUAUUAUGAGGAAUUUCCAAUCAAUCUGAAGACUGGGGAAGCCAACCUCACGCAGAUGUACUUGCAGGAAGCUCUGGACUUCAUGAAGAGGCAGCAGGCGGCUCAGCGCCCCUUCUUCCUCUACUGGGCCAUCGAUGCCACUCACGCACCUGUUUAUGCUUCUCGGCCCUUCUUGGGCACCAGCCGGCGAGGGCGGUACGGGGAUGCUGUCCGGGAGAUCGACGACAGUGUUGGGAAAAUCAUGAGGCUUCUUCGGGACCUGAGGAUCACAGAGAACACGUUUGUUUUCUUCACGUCUGACAACGGCGCUGCCCUCAUUUCUGCUCCUAAACAAGGUGGUAGCAACGGCCCCUUUCUGUGCGGGAAGCAGACCACGUUUGAAGGUGGGAUGCGGGAGCCUGCGAUCGCGUGGUGGCCUGGGAAAAUCCCUGCAGGCCAGGUGAGCCACCAGCUGGGCAGCAUCAUGGACCUCUUCACCACCAGCCUGUCCCUCGCAGGCCUGGCGCCGCCCAGUGACAGGGUGAUCGACGGCUUGGACCUGCUCCCCGCCAUGCUCUGGGGCCAGCUGACAGACAGGCCAAUAUUCUAUUACCGCGGCAACACGCUGAUGGCGGUCACCCUUGGCCAGUACAAGGCCCAUUUCUGGACCUGGACCAAUUCCUGGGAGGAGUUCAGACAGGGUGUUGAUUUCUGCCCUGGGCAGAAUGUCUCUGGAGUCACCACCCACACACAGGAGGAGCACACAAAGCUGCCCCUGAUCUUCCACCUGGGACGAGACCCGGGGGAGAGGUACCCCCUCAGCUUUGCCAGCCCCGAGUACCUGGAUGCCCUUCGCAGGGUCACCUUGGUCGUCCGGCAGCACCAGAAGACCUUGGUCCCUGGACAGCCCCAGCUCAACAUGUGCAACCAGGCCGUCAUGGUGUGGACAUGCUGGGCUGAUGGCCUGAAGGUCCCGUCAGGGACAGACCUCCUGGAACCCUGUGGGCACUCGCCUGCAAGUCCUGUCCCUGUAACUGUGUGUGUGUGGCACCCCGCUCCACAAAGAUGGGUGAUUCCGGUGUCCCAGUGUCAGAAGCUUUGGCUGCACCCCAAAACCCACCGAGCACCAUCAGGAUGGCGUAGCCCCGCGUUCCAGCUGGACGGCCCCUCUCCCCGAGCGGCCCGCAGACCCGCGCGGUGGUUUGGAGGGCAGCUGAGCACGUCGCAGCUGCCACGUGGAGUCCAGCCUGCGCUGAGGAGCCAAUGCGGCGUGGGGGGCGUGGGCGUGGGGGGCGUGUGCUGGGAAGACCGAGUCGGGCAUUAGCAGCUAAUCAUGCUGGGCAUGAUCAUAGGGCGGGCAAGGCUGCCUCGUUAGCCAGGGCCAGUGUGGGGGUGGCCUUGUCGCUGCUGUCCACAUCUGGGGCUUCGUGUCCUGAGGCUCCCCAAGAAGGACAUUCAGGGCAGAAGCCGGCAGGGCUGCCUCCUUCCCUCAGAGGGGCGGUCUGCCUUGUGAACUCACAGCAGUGCAGCAGAAGGUCCCCGUCUCAGGACCACCAAGGUGCCUGGGGUCCCAGGAGCCUGAGAGCCCUCCACGCCCACUCCAAGCCCCAUCUUUAAUCUUUCUGUGAAAGUGAGCUGUCCCCACCCCCAGCAUGCCCUCUGUCAGCGAAUGCAUGUGGUGCCUGCCCAGGCUGGGGCUCCAGGUGGCAGCGUCCUUGCCUACCGCGUGCAAAUGUAGUGGACGUGGGGGUGGAGGGACCUGGCUGGGACGCUGCUGCAGCUGGCUGACCCCUGGACCCGGAAAAACUGGGGGACCAGCCCUCCCCCGCAAAUCCCACAAGUGAACUGAAGGCAGACCAGAGCAGUGUGGAUCAGCCUCCAGAAUCAUGGGUGCUGGCUCCCCACAACCUCCCAGGCUGGCAGAGUCUGUAUCCUGCACACACUCUGUCAUUUUGCUCUGCGUCCGACGUUGAGAACAGCUUCCUUAUCCGAAGCCUGCCUUGCCCCAGCGGCCGGCCCCACCCUGCAUGGGCAACCAGAGGCCACGUGAUGCCACGCAGUGCAGGAGAGACCUUCACCGGGUUCUCACUGCCCUUGAUGUUCUGAUUCAUUAACAGCCUCUGAGGCCCCCUGUGGGGGGAGUGCCCCCAGGGUGAUUCUGAGUCUCCUGACCAAGGCACAGGGACACCGCAUGGGCAGUGGGGGGACAUGGCGAAACAAGGAAGGCUCCCUCCUCCGGACCGGGAGAAAUACGGCCAUACAGAGCAAGUGUGGACAUUCACGUGCCCUGCCGAGGGGCUCCCCUGAAACAGGCCAGCUCUGACCCCAGCUGACGAUCAGAGAGCUUUGUGUGGAUGAUCCUGAGCAGGCUGAGGACUCUCCUGAGUCAGCUGUUGUUGAAACGUGGAGACACAGCAGGGCCGGUGGCUGCCUGGCCGCGGGUCCUCACCCUGAGGCCAAGAGGCAGUGGGGCAGGGCAGGAGUCGGGCCACUACUGAGCAACUUCGUGUUCUCUCUUCUUAU
Messenger RNA from Mirounga angustirostris (Northern elephant seal), 4661 nucleotides. RefSeq names its product galactosamine (N-acetyl)-6-sulfatase (gene GALNS). Gene Ontology annotation, molecular function: arylsulfatase activity; N-acetylgalactosamine-6-sulfatase activity. The record is from RefSeq and is a predicted model, not a curated record. Bases 2149 to 3462 code for a protein of 437 amino acids. The transcript has 11 exons. NCBI's taxonomy places the organism in Eukaryota, Metazoa, Chordata, Mammalia, Carnivora, Phocidae.